Molecule: messenger RNA, 557 nt
Organism: Clarias gariepinus (North African catfish)
Lineage: Eukaryota; Metazoa; Chordata; Actinopteri; Siluriformes; Clariidae
Gene: ndufb3
Product: NADH:ubiquinone oxidoreductase subunit B3
Exons: 3
Coding region: 84-356 (90 amino acids)
Biological process (GO): electron transport chain; mitochondrial respiratory chain complex I assembly
Cellular component (GO): mitochondrion
Source: RefSeq, a predicted model, not a curated record
UCUGAACCGGAAGUGUUUCAUGUGAAAGGUCGCUAUAUCUGCUCCUCUACUCGGUUGUUCCGUGUUCGAGGUCAUAGAAAGCCAUGGGCGGGGAUCACGGCCAUGGCAAGCUGUCCAUGCCGGACUAUAAGACGUGGAAAUGGGAGGGAACGCCUUUGGAGUUUACCCAACAGCGGCUGGCUCGACGAGGUCUGAAGGACCCUUGGGCAAGAAACGAAGCAUGGAGGUACUCCUUCGGCUCCCCGGUCACCUUCCGCGAAGUCUUCUUGCGUGGAUUUAAAACAGGAUUCAUCGCAUUCGCAGUGGCCCUGGCUGUCGAGUACACCUUCUUCCCUCCGAAGAAGUCUGAGCAUUAAGCACAGAGCACCGACUCACCUGCAUGAGACACCUGAAACCCAGAAGAGACACUUAAUCAUCAGACUCUUAUUUAACCCUUACACUGCAGGUUAAUAAACCUCCUGUAGUAUUCCUCUGUGUUUGUGCAUGGUCGUUCGAUCUGACCUGCUGUAGUGAUGUUUUUUCCGCUGAAUUAGAAAUAAAACAUGAAGUUGUUCCAA